ACCUUGAGCCUGAAUGGUUGGAUGGUGUGCAGAAAAAUGGGGAAUUAUUUUAUUUAGAAUUGAGUGAAAGUGAAGAAGAAACUCUGCUUCAGAACAGCUGUCCAGAAAUGCCAGCAGUGAAUCAUGUCAGGUUUCGUGAAAAUGAAGCUGAAGUUAUUCAAGAGGGAUCACGAAAAGAAAGAAAGUAUGAACUGAAGAAAUUGACCAAACUAUUAAAAAAGAAGAAUCUUUUACCAAAGCAUUCUGGUAAGAAAGGCAGUGGAAGCUGUAAUGUGCUCUCCACUGGUCCUACUUCCAUACUGAAACACCAAUCCGCUCAGAAAAUGGGUGUCACUGUUCAGCAAAAAUACAAAGAUGUAUAUGUUUAUGUAAAUCCCAGAAAACUGUACAGUGCUGGAGAAGAUGAGCAGCACAGGCUGCUGGAGGCCUUAGUAGGGAUUGUCCAUCAGUCUUCAUGGAGCAGCAGAAGAGCAGAAAAACAAGGCAGGAAGGAUAAAGUCAUCAGAGGGAUUGGUGAAGAGAAGCUUGUAGUACAUGGCUUGGUGCCAGGUAGUUCAGCAAUGAAAACAGGUCAAAUCUUGAUCGGAGAUGCUCUAGUUGCUGUAAAUGAUGUUGAUGUGAAUUCUGAAAACAUAGAAAGGGUUUUGUCUUGCAUUCCAGGUCCUAUGCAGGUUAAACUUACAUUUGAAAUGUCAAUAUUUGAGCCUGAAGGAACUUCUCAGCAAAGGUAUAAACGGGCACAGUCAAGUAUGAACAAUCUGGUUCGGCUCUUGUGGGGAGAAGAUAAUAUGGACCUUCAACAGGCUAUACAAGAUGUGCCUCAUAUUGUUAUGUUCCUCACACUGAAACUGGACUCUGAAACAUCUAAGGAUGAGCAAGAAAUUCUUUAUCAGUACCCCAUAUCAGAAGCAUCCCAAAAACUGAAAAGUGUGAGAGGAAUAUUUCUCACACUAUCUGACAUACUGGAAAGUGUUACUGGUACCCAGAUUAUCAGUUCCUCCCUUUUCUUAUGCGGAAAACUGGUUCAAGUUGUUUACUGGAAAGAAUCUGACAAGUUGCUUGUAAUUGGCCUUCCUGAAGAAAAUGUGCCACUUCCUCAGCUGAGGAACAUGAUUGAAGAUGUUGUCAGGACCUUGAAAUUUAUGUACAGUUCUUUAGACAGUGCUUUUUGCCAGGUGGAAAAUGUUUCUCGCCUGGACCAUUUUUUCAACCUGUUCUUCCAGCGUGCGCUUCAGCCUGCAAGACUCAAGUCAAAUGCCAGCCCCAGUGCUCAGCACUAUGAUACCUGCAGUGCGUUAUUCUUAGACAGUCUCCCAGGCUUGCGCUGGCUGACGUUGCCUCAGGAAAUCAAGAUGGAAAUUGACACAGCACUAAGUGAUCUGGAAGCAGCUGACUUUGCAGAGCUGUCUGAAGAUUAUUACGAUAUGAGAAGAUUAUAUAUGAUUAUGGGCUCUUGUCUCUUCUACAAGGGUUACUUGAUUGGUAAUCACUUGCCAAAGGAAGAUCUUAUUGAUAUAGGUUUAUAUUGUCGGCACUAUUGUCUGUUACCCUUGGCAGCAGAACAGAAGAUUGGUCAGUUAGUGAUAUGGCGGGAAGUAUUUCCUCAUCAUCAUAUCCAGCCAUGUGAAGUUUCAAGUUUUACAGGAUACAGGGAACCUGAAGCAAGAUACUUUUUACUGAUAGUUGGCUUGAGACACUUUAUGCUGUGUGUCCUGCUAGAGGCAGGAGGCUGUGCAUCAAAAGCUAUUGGGAAUCCAGGACCAGACUGUAUAUAUGUAGAUCAGGUCAAAGCCACUAUACUUCAACUGGAAGGAAUAGAUACCAGCAUAGAGGAAAGGCUAGAUUCUCCUUCCAUUCCACCUUUAUCUUGUGCUGACUGGUUCCUUCCUGCAACAUGUGACAAACUGGAGAGCUCGACCACCUCACCCGUCCUAAGUAAGCUACAAAAUACUUCCAAAUCAGUAACCACUUCAGCAAGCAAAAGGACCCUGUUUGGUGACUCUUCCUUAACAACACGUAAGCCGAGCCCUACAAGGAACAGUGGAGGACCUGACCACGGUAAUGAAGGUCCUGCGGAAGACGAAAGCAGUAAUCCACAAUCUGUAGUGGAUCAGGUCACUAGAAAAAAACAUACCCUACCAAAUCCAUUUCACUUAGGAAACCUGAAAAAGAACCUUUCAGAGAAAGAUACAGAACUUCUUAACGCUAUCAAGUUGACAUCUGGUCCUGAGAAUACCCUCUUCCACUAUCUAUCUUUGGAAACGAUGCAAGGAAUCUUUAUUACCCCAACUCACAAAGAAGUAGCACAGCUCGGUGGCUCCAUCCACCCUCAGUUAAUUGAGAAUUUCUAUCGUUGCUGUCUUUCAAUUCGUUCUAUUUUUCAGCAGUCCAUGAGGAAAGAAAAGAAGAAAAAAGCAGGCAGCGGGAUUUCAGAAUUUAGUCAGGCAGCUGAGGACCUAGAUCUGGUAAGAGAGCAUGGAGUUUUGUUUGAGUGCUCUCCUGAUAACUGGACCGAUCAGAAGAAACCACCACCAACAAUGAAUUACUGGGUUGUGGGGAGACUCAUUCUACAUCCAAAACCUCAGGAGUGUUAUGUCUGUUUUCAUGACUCAGUCACAGAAGCCGCUGUUGAACUGGCCUUUAAACUCUCCUUCGGCUUAGCUACAUAG
Messenger RNA from Fulmarus glacialis (Northern fulmar), 2669 nucleotides. It is a transcript of the gene INTU, whose product is annotated as inturned planar cell polarity protein. The transcript has 15 exons. The coding region runs from base 108 to 2669 and encodes 853 amino acids. Lineage: Eukaryota; Metazoa; Chordata; Aves; Procellariiformes; Procellariidae. The record is from RefSeq and is a predicted model, not a curated record. Gene Ontology annotation, molecular function: protein binding. Gene Ontology annotation, biological process: nervous system development; establishment of planar polarity; vesicle-mediated transport. Gene Ontology annotation, cellular component: cytoplasm; cilium.